Molecule: messenger RNA, 1361 nt
Organism: Prunus mume (Japanese apricot)
Lineage: Eukaryota; Viridiplantae; Streptophyta; Magnoliopsida; Rosales; Rosaceae
Product: RNA-binding (RRM/RBD/RNP motifs) family protein
Biological process (GO): mRNA splicing, via spliceosome
Cellular component (GO): precatalytic spliceosome
Molecular function (GO): snRNA binding; mRNA binding
Source: RefSeq, a predicted model, not a curated record
GAGAGAGAGAGAGAGAGAGCAAAUGCAAAUGAGUGGGCGAAACGUAAAUGUAAACUCAGUUUUCUACGCGGAGGCGUAUCAUCCGGUUCAAGCGGGAAGCAUAGACGGCACCGACAUUCUCCCUCACGACAACGCUGUCUACAGAGCCUUCCUUUGCUCCUCCGCUGGCCUCUAUGACCCCUUGGGCGAUCCCAAGCUCAUCGGCGAUCCUUAUUGCACCCUCUUCGUCGGUCACCUCUCUCACCUCACCACCGAACAAUCUCUUCGCAAGGCUUUGAGCAAGUAUGGUCGAGUGAAGGACUUGCGCUUGGUCAGGCACAUUGUAACUGGUGCCUCACGCGGCUAUGCGUUUGUUGAAUAUGAAACCGAAAGGGAGAUGCAGCGUGCAUAUAAGGAAGCUCACCAUUCCUUUAUUGAUGAUUCUGAAGUUAUAGUUGAUUACAACAGACAGCAGUUGAUGCCAGGUUGGAUUCCAAGAAGAUUAGGAGGGGGUCUUGGUGGUAAGAAGGAAUCUGGACAACUUCGUUUUGGAGGACGUGAAAGACCAUUUCGAGCUCCCUUGCGUUCAAUCCCAUAUGAUGAUUUAGAGAGACUCGGGAUCCCACCUCCUCCAGAAGGAAGAUACAUGUCACGCUAUCAGGUCCCAUCCCCACCCAGAAGGAAAAGGAGCUCUGUGGAUAGGGAGGAAGGUAUUCAUAAAAGGUCCAUGGAGAGGGGAGCGAACAUGCGCAAAAGCAGUCCUGUGGAGAAGGAAGAAAGGUCUCACAAAAGAUCUAUGGACCCAGAGGACCAUUCAUUCAAAAGGAGCUCUGUUGAGACAGAACACCAUCGCAACAGGAGCUCUGUUGACAGAGCAGAGCGCUCUCACAAGAGGACCUCGAGGGAUAGGGAUGAUCGUUCUCACAAGCGGCACAAGUCCCAUCGCCAUGAGAGAUCCACUAGCCAUGAUCACUAUUAAGAUUUGCAAUUGGGAAAGGCACCAAGGAGUUAUAGAAAGACCCACUAAGGAGAGGAGUCACUACUAGUGAUAAAUAUCAGUAUGCGAACAGCAAGGUGCUUGCUUAAGACCCUGCUGGAACACUAAAGAACUAGUGAUCAAGCACAAUUUGGCCAGGAGCUAGUUGUGAUCCGGAUUCAAGUCAAAACAUAGGCAUGAGUUAAAUGCCUUAACUGUUAAGCAUAACAGUCCAAAAUAGUUUACAAUCCUGCAAAGUUAACCAACCCAUUUCUCAUCCUGUUUACUCAUAUGUGAAAGCUAGCACCAAGGCUUCAGGAUUUAGGUUAGAGCAGGACUGUGGCUUUGUUGGUGAUGCAGAUGGCUGCUGUGGAAUUGACUAUACGAAUAUUUUGAACUUGUUUUA